AUGAUCGGUGAUUGGCUUCAAGGGCCAUACGUUUAUGCGAUAUAUAAAAGUCAUGGAUUUGAUUUGAAUCAGCAGGCAAUUUUGUUCGUUACUGGAUUCCUAUCAAGUGGUAUUUUUGGAACUAUUGUUGGAUCUGCUGCGGAUAAAUAUGGAAGAAAAAAAUUUUGUUUGCUUUUUGCAUUACUUUAUUCUGCGUCUUGUUUUAUUGUAUUGUCAAAAGAUUUUUAUAUAUUAUUAAUGGGAAGGAUUUUGUCCGGUAUAAGUACAUCUCUCUUGUUUUCGGUCUUUGAAAGUUGGAUGGUUAGCGAGCAUUUUUCUAGAGGAUUUCCUCCUUCACUGUUAUCUGAAACUUUUUCGCAGGCAAUUUAUGGAAAUGGGCUAGUUGCUAUCUUUAGUGGACUAUUAGCAAAUUGGUUAGUCAAGCAAUUUGGGGUCACGACACCUUUUUUAGCGGCGAUUGGUUUCUUUGCAUUAGCAUCAUUGAUAAUUACUUUUACUUGGAAAGAAAAUUAUGGAGGUAAAUCCGAUAAGGAUGAUGCGACAGAAGCUUCAUCUUUGUCUCGAGCUUUGAAAGUUAUAAGCAACGAUUCUCGUGUUCUUGCGGUUGGAGCUGUCCAAUCAUUAUUUGAGGCCUCCAUGUAUACAUUUGUAUUCUUCUGGGGACCAUUCUUAGAAAUUCAUCAUAAAUCAGAAGAGGGAUUGCCUUUUGGUAUGAUUUUCGCUAGUUUUAUGGUUGCCAUUAUGAUUGGAUCAUUAAUUUAUAGAAACUUGAGUGGUCCUCGUAACGUACCUUUAUCUGAUAUUGCACAAAUAACAUUUUUAGUAGCAGGAGUUUCAUUAUUAAUACCAUUACUAUAUCCAAAUGAGACCACAUUGUUUUGCUUUUUUACUUUAUUUGAGAUGACAUGUGGACUUUAUUUCCCUACUAUUGGAACACUUAGAGCUAAAGUUGUGCCUGAAAAUUUGAGAGCUACUAUUAGCAAUUUAUUCAGAGUACCAUUGAAUAUGUGCGUUGUAUCACUUUUGGCAAGUUACUGA
This is a messenger RNA of Funneliformis mosseae, 1038 nucleotides long. NCBI's taxonomy places the organism in Eukaryota, Fungi, Glomeromycota, Glomeromycetes, Glomerales, Glomeraceae. The record is from the annotation of a GenBank genome assembly.